Messenger RNA from Oncorhynchus nerka (sockeye salmon), 2019 nucleotides. RefSeq lists its product as uncharacterized. NCBI's taxonomy places the organism in Eukaryota, Metazoa, Chordata, Actinopteri, Salmoniformes, Salmonidae. The transcript has 3 exons. The record is from RefSeq and is a predicted model, not a curated record. Bases 39 to 1334 code for a protein of 431 amino acids.
UGCCCCAGCAGCCUCACGAAGUGUGGUAUCCAGCUAAAAUGGUCCAGAAGCAGCAAGCAGCUGCAACUCGGCAGCAGAAGGAACUGACCACCAUGCCUCAAGAGUGGCAUCCAGCUCAAUUUCCCCAGCAGCAGAAGCAACCAGCCCUAAUGCUUUUACCGCAGAAGGAACUGACCGCCAUACACCAGCAACCUCAGCAAGUGUGGUAUCCAGCUCAAAUGCCCCAGAAGCAUCUGGCCUCCAUGCCUCUACCACAGAAGCAACCGAUCGCCAUGCCCCAGCAAGAGUGGAAUCCAGCUCAAAUGCCCCAGCAGCAGAAACAACUGGCCACCAUGCUGCAGAAGCAACCAGCCCCAAUGCUUCAACCGCAGAAGCAACAGGCCACCAUGCCCCCGCAAGUAUGGCAUCCAGCUCAAAUGCCUCGGCAGCAAAAGCAACCAGCUACUGAACCUCAGCAGCAAAUUGAACCGACCGCCAUGCCCCAGCUACCUCAGCAAGUGUGGCAUCCAAUGCACAUUCCCCAGCAGCAACAGGAACUGGCCACCAUACCCCAGCAAGUGAGGUAUCCAGCUCAAAUGCCCCAGAAGCAUCUGGCCUCCAUGCCUCUACCACAGAAGCAACCGACCGCCAUGCCCCAGCAAGAGUGGAAUCCAGCUCAAAUGCCCCAGCAGCAGAAACAACUGGCCACCAUGCUGCAGAAGCAACCAGCCCCAAUGCUUCAACCGCAGAAGCAACAGGCCACCAUGCCCCCGCAAGUAUGGCAUCCAGCUCAAAUGCCUCGGCAGCAAAAGCAACCAGCUACUGAACCUCAGCAGCAAAUUGAACCGACCGCCAUUUCCCAGCCACCUCAACAAUUGUGGCAUCCAGAUCAAUUUCUCCAGGAGCAGAAGCAACCAUUCACUAUGCAUCUACCGCAGAAGGAACUUACCACCAAUCCACCAGAACUGUGGCAGUCCGCUCAAAUGCCCCAGCAGCAUACGCAACCGGCUGCCAUGCUUCAGCAAGUGUGGCAUCGGGCACAGAAGCAACCGGCCCCUAUGCCCCAGCAGCCUCAUGAUGUGUGGUAUCCAGCUAAAAUGGUCCAGAAGCAAGUCGCUGCGGUGACCGCCAUGCCGCAUACGCAUCAGCAAGUAUGGCAUCCAGCUGAAUUUCCCCAGAAGCAACCGGCCUCUACCGCAGGAGCAACCGACCGCCGUACCCCAGCAAGUGUGGUAUCCAGCUCAAAUGUCACGGCAGCAACUGGCCUCCAUGCCUCUACCGCAGAAGCAAAUGACCGACGUGCCUCAGCAAGAGUGGCAACCAGCUCAAAUACCGCAGAAGCAACCGGCUGCUGAACCGCAGCAUAACGAACCGGCCACCAUACCCCAGCAAGUGGGGUAUCCAGCUCAAAUGUCCCAGCAGCGGAAGCAACACACUGCCAUGCCACAGCACCAACUGACCCCCAUGCCUCAGCAAUUAUGGCAUGUAGCACAAAUGCCCCAGAAGCAACUGGCCCCAAUGUCUCAGCAGAAUCACUACGAAAGCACUGAAGAUGGUGCCUCUAGUAGCACUCAGGCCAGCAUCGUUGAACAGUCGGGUGUCAUCCCAAUCUAUUCCUACAGUUCAAAAUCGCACUACGAGAAUGGCAGGACUGUAUUCUCCCUAACCCGCUACACUCCUAGGGAGGCUAUGCCUGUUGACAGUGGAAAUGCUCCCAAGGACAGUUUUGUUCGUACUGGUGCACCAAGCGUAUAUCCAUCACUAGUGAAGGAUUCUGCAAGGAAAAUGUAAUGGAUUCAUCCUCUAGAAGCUAAUGGAAGUGUCUGGUGCUCUUGCUACUCUAGCAUGAGGGAGUACAUGAACAGUUCUAAUUUCAAAAAUGCCUGGUGUCUUUGAAAUAAUGGUUCUCGUGUCCAUUGCUUGCUAAUUGAGAACAGGUGGUGUGCAGUCUGUAGUAAAAAUGACUGUUCAGUUAAUUCUUUGGUUUUCUAAUCUUUUACCUUUGCUACUUGUUGUUCAAAAUAAAAGCUUGGGUCUACA